AUGGUUAGAAAGCUGAAGCAUCAUGAGCAAAAACUGCUUAAGAAGGUCGAUUUCUUCGACUGGAAGCAGGACCAAGGUCACAGAGAUACACAGGUGAUGAGAACAUAUCACAUUCAAAACAGAGAAGAUUACCACAAGUAUAAUAAAAUAUGCGGUGAUAUACGCCGUCUCGCGAACAAGCUUUCACUUUUGCCUCCUACAGAUCCGUUUAGAUUCAAACACGAGCAACUUCUGUUAGAGAAACUGUAUGCAAUGGGCAUACUGUCGACGAAAUCAAAAAUAUCAGAUUUGGAGAACAAGGUUACAGUGAGUGCUAUAUGCAGAAGACGUUUACCUGUUCUCAUGCAAAGGUUAAAAAUGGCGGAGACUAUCCAGGAUGCUGUGAAAUUCAUCGAGCAAGGUCAUGUAAGGGUAGGGCCAAAUCUGAUAAAUGAUCCAGCAUAUCUCGUAACAAGAAAUAUGGAGGAUUACGUUACAUGGACAGAUAGUUCCAAGAUAAAGAAGACUACAUUGAGGUAUAGAAACCAAAUCGAUGAUUUCGACUUUUCAUAA
Zygotorulaspora mrakii is the source of this 552-nucleotide messenger RNA. RefSeq names its product snoRNA-binding rRNA-processing protein IMP3 (gene IMP3). Gene Ontology annotation, biological process: rRNA processing. NCBI's taxonomy places the organism in Eukaryota, Fungi, Ascomycota, Saccharomycetes, Saccharomycetales, Saccharomycetaceae. Gene Ontology annotation, molecular function: structural constituent of ribosome; rRNA binding; snoRNA binding. Gene Ontology annotation, cellular component: small ribosomal subunit; small-subunit processome; Mpp10 complex. The record is from RefSeq and is a predicted model, not a curated record. The transcript has a single exon. Bases 1 to 552 code for a protein of 183 amino acids.